This is a messenger RNA of Belonocnema kinseyi, 2485 nucleotides long. RefSeq names its product leucine-rich repeat-containing protein 24-like. The transcript is spliced from 2 exons. Lineage: Eukaryota; Metazoa; Arthropoda; Insecta; Hymenoptera; Cynipidae. The record is from RefSeq and is a predicted model, not a curated record. Gene Ontology annotation, molecular function: protein binding. Bases 480 to 2456 code for a protein of 658 amino acids.
CGUUCGUUGUGUUUCACUUGAUCAUCAUCGUGUCCCAUCCCGAGGGAAACUUGCGCGAGUCGCUUGCUUUCGAGGCAGUGCGACGAUGAGAUGCCUUUACCGUGACAAAAAUCGUGUGGUCAAAAUAUUUCGAUUGGAAUCUUCUUCGUUCGACAGGAAAAGAGACUAGCAGGUUCAGAAUUUUGAGGAAUAAGAGUAAGUCUGGAAGGCUGUGAUGAUUGGAAAAUACUGAAGCUGAAAAGUGUGUGUGGAGUUGUUAAGGAAAAACGCAGAGUGUAUUUCUCAUUGGAGCAAGAGGAGAAAAAGGAAAAUAUCGAAUGUCCGGGAUAUUCAUCUUCAGAGAUGGAUUAGGUUCAAUUCAUAUCUAGAACGUUGGUCUUUCGUUUGCACCAACAGGAAGGAUGAUCCUCUAGCCUCCCAACUCCCGGAUGUAAUUGCCAAAGGCGCAGAAUAGGUGUUUACUAUCCAGAGCGGUGGUUAUGUUAGCAACGCAGAGCCACCCUCUUGGAGGGCGCUUACUACUCGCCCUUUCCCUGCUAAUUUCAAGCUUGGCCUUAACUCGGGCUGCAGCAUUUCCUGACUGGACAGACUGUCCUGCCGUAUGUAGAUGUAAAUGGACAUCUGGCAAAAAGUCUGCUCUGUGUCCAGACGCGGGACUGACAUCUCUACCACCCUCUCUGGACCCAGACAUGCAACUUCUGGAUCUAUCAGGCAACGAAAUACCAGCCUUAGAAUCAGAAACUUUCAAGCGAGCCGGCUUACUAAACUUGCAGAAAGUGUUUCUGCGUAACGCUAAAAUAAAGGAGAUUCACGCUGAUGCCUUCAAAGAGAUGCGAAUAUUAGUCGAAGUUGAUCUCUCUGAUAAUAACAUCACAAGUCUCGACUCAAACACAUUCUUUGGGAAUGAGAGAUUACGUAUUGUAAUCCUAAGUGGUAAUCCACUGGGUACUAUAAAAAGCCACCAAUUUCCACCUCUAAAGCACAUGCGAAAUCUGGAACUCCAAAGAUGUUCGUUGACGCAAAUACACAAAUUUGCCUUCUCGCGUCUCAACGAGCUUGAGUCUUUGAAACUGGAUAACAAUCAUCUGCAAUACGUUCACGUUACUGUUAUCUCAAGCCUUACCAGAUUAAAAACUCUAAGUCUAGACAACAACCGCUGGAAAUGCGAUUGCAGACUGAAGGAAUUCAGAACCUGGCUCAUGACUGAUGGACCCAGUAGGCUCUAUUCAGUGCCUCAGGUUUGUACAGCCCCAGAAAGAUUGCAAGGACGUCAUUGGGAAGACGUUAAGCCCUCAGAAUUUGCAUGUGAGCCUGAAGUCGUUACUCAAGCUAGCAGCACUCAAGUAGAGAUUAAUGGCAAUCUAACUCUCGCAUGUUUAGCCACUGGAGAUCCAGAACCCGAGGUGUGGUGGCAACUGAAUGGAGGGCCCAUAAACCUUACACGAGCUGAGCAACCCUUCUCUGGUGUCUAUUUAAGCUGCUCCACCUCUUCCGACACCUCAGAGGACAUCACAACCGGAGCGAAUGUCAUCGAAAGAUGGAGCAAUCUCACUGUUUACAAUGCCAGCGAUACCGAUGCUGGAGAAUACACAUGCUUUGCCAAAAACGUAGCAGGAUCAGCCAAUAGCGGUCUGAACAUAGCAGUCCCUCGGGUAUUUACAGCACCAACACUUUCUCAAACAGACAAUUGGCUUCUUUGGGUGAGUCUGGCAGGCGGAGGAGCCGCUGCGCUUUGUGCUUCUAUUUCAGCAGUUUUUCUAGCUCUGUGUAUUUUUGGAGGAUCGAGGCGCAGAAGUAGACUUGAAAAAGAGAAACUGCAAGACAGCAUGAGCUUCGGGGACCAGGAAAAAAAGCUGCUAGACUUAUCCGUAACUACAACUACUGGAGGUAGUGGAAAUGACAGGCUAAGUGGUCAAGGAAGCGUAGCAGAGGCAUGCAGUCCUGGUGAUUUAGAAUUAACCGAGCGUGGAUCAAUUUCCGAUGAAAUAAAUGCAGCUAGUGUGACUAUUGAAAGACUUAGACCUGAAAUUUGUAACUCUAAUACAAUGCGCACACUUCCAUGCACUACUGUUUUCCCACCACCGCCAUCUGGAUUUACUACAGGACUUCUACCUACUGGGACGUUCGGGAAUAUUUUUAUUUCAGUCUCGCUUCCCCAGGAUUCAGAACGAUGCUAUCCUGAUCUGCUGGACAUACCAGGACAUGGAACCGUGAGCCACAUUUCAGAGAAACCGGCGGCAACAGUAGCACCGCUGCCCACUGUGGUCUCCAGUUUUGCAACACUUCCGAGGCGAACAUUACGUACUUCUGAUUUAAGCUCACCUUAUGAUAAUAUGGGACCGCGCAUUACUGCAACGGGAAGUUCGACGUUUUCUUUAACGGAUCCAGAAAUACAUAUAUUGACAAACAAACCGCAGCCGGUUCUUCAACCGCCUCCUGAAUUCGUUUCGCUCUAACCUUCGGCGAAUCGUUCACCCAAAUCACU